UGCUGCACCUCCCUCAUUGUCUGAGUGGAAGGCAUCGGGAGUGGAUCCGCCGCUUGGUUCAAUGUAAUCCCGUCUUUGCCCGUCUCACUCACUCAGUCGUCCGCCAUGGCGACAGCAGAACGCCUCUACUCCGGUCCGAGCAACAUCUAAAAAACUUACCCGGGCGUCUUUUUUUUUUUUAGUCACUACCGCUGGACGUGGAUGUAAUAGCCUAUCUCGUUAGGAAAUACAUACGUGUGUGAAAAAGCCUGCAUUUCAAGAGAAGGGGCUGAACAGUGAGCAGUACAGUGCAUCAUGGCAGAGCCAGACCCAGAGCCAAUGGCCUCUGGAGCAGCGCAGCGUCUUGGAGCCCCGGAGACUCUUGGCAUCAGUACGCUGGACCCCGGCCACAAACCGCCGGCCAUGCCCCCUGGACGACAUGUCACCAUCAGGGUCCGCAUGUUGGAUGACACAGAGGAGCUCUUUGACAUCUCGCAAAAAGCCUCGGGCAAGGUGCUAGUUGACCUGGUGUGCUCCCACAUGAACCUCAUUGAGGGCGACUACUUUGGUUUGGAGUUUCAGAACCAUCAAAAGAUGAUGGUUUGGUUAGACCAUAUCAAGCCCAUUAUCAAGCAGCUCAGACGACCGAAGCACACAAUCCUGAGGUUUGCUGUGAAGUUCUUUCCCCCAGACCAUGCCCAGCUACUGGAGGAGCUAACUAGGUACCUGUUUGCCCUCCAGAUCAAACAGGAUGUUUCCUGUGGACGCCUGACCUGCAAUGACACCAGUGCCGCGCUGAUGGUCUCCCAUAUUAUUCAGUCUGAGAUUGGGGACUUUGAGGAGAGCCAGUGCCGGUCACACCUCCUCAACAACAAUUACAUCCCAGAUCAAAUGCCCCUGAUUGAUAAGAUCAUGGAGUUUCAUUCAAAGAAUAUCGGGCAAACACCAGCAGAAUCAGACCAUCAGUUAUUAGAAGUGGCGCGCAGGUUGGAGAUGUAUGGGAUUCGCCUCCACCCUGCCAAAGAUCGAGAGGGCAUGAGGCUCAGCCUGGCUGUGGCGCACACUGGUGUCCUGGUCUUUCAGGGACACACAAAGAUUAAUGCCUUCAACUGGUCUAAAGUGCGCAAACUGAGCUUCAAGAGGAAACGUUUCCUCAUCAAGCUGAGACCAGAUCUAAAUAGUUCAUAUCAGGACACUCUUGAGUUUCUGAUGGGCAGCCGAGACUGCUGCAAAGUCUUCUGGAAGAUCUGUGUCGAAUACCACGCCUUCUUCCGCCUCUUUGAGGAACCUAAGCCCAAGCCCAAGCCGGUGAUCUUCACACGAGGCUCCUCCUUCAGAUUUAGCGGUCGCACACAGAAGCAGGUGAUUGAUUAUGUGAGAGAGUCUGAGUUUAAAAAGAUCCCGUUUGAAAGGAAACACAGUCGGGUCCAACACAACAUCCGCCUGUCACCGUUGCCUUCUCCACGCCCCCAUGAAGUGCCAACAGAAAGUGGUGCUCCUGGGGACAGUGUAGACUCUCCCUCUCAGCGCUGUUGGAAGGAGUCGGUGUUGGUGAGUGCAGAAGACCACUCGGCCUCGAGGACAACAAGGGCCAGCCCGUCUCAACAGAGAAACGGCCUCGGGGACAGAACGGGGUCUGUGUCCAGGACCGAGGAGACAAGAUGUUCAACACAACGGACCCACCCAGAACAUCUGAGUACAGCAGUGGUGUUCAACAGCCCGCACCUGUCUGCAUCCUCUGGUCACUCCCAUGGCAUGGUCAAUGGUCAGAAGUCACUGGAGCUGUGUAGUCACAAUCCCAACGGCCGACAACCUUCCCCCCUCACCAGCCCUCUACUAAACGAUGCCGGCAGCAUUCGCACCGACGAUGAAGACGAAGUUCGGAGGAAGAGGUUCCCAACAGAUCGGGCCUACUUCAUCGCCAAGGAGCUGUUGACCACAGAAAGGACGUAUCUGAAGGACCUAGAGGUGGUGACUGUGUCUUUCCAGAAUGCUGUAGGCCAAGAUGAGGCAACUCCAGAGUCUCUGAAGAACACUGUCCUCUCCACCUUCGAGCCACUGCACAAGUUCCACACAGGAUUUCUCAGGGAGGUGGAGCAGAGGCUGGCUCUAUGGGAAGGACGCUCUAAUGCACACAUAAAAGGAGACUACCAGCGCAUUGGAGAUGUCAUGCUGAAGAACCUUCAAGGCUUGAAGCCCCUGACAGCAAACCUGCAUAAACAGACUGAAGUUAUGUUGGAGCUGGAGAAGGCGUGCAGGGCAUCUCGCAAGUUGGAGGGUCUAUGCAGGGACUUUGAGCUUCAAAAGGUCUGCUACGUCCCUCUCAAUGUCUUCAUUCUGCGGCCUCUGCACCGCCUCAGUCACUACAAGCAGAUCCUGGAGCGCCUUUGCAAACACUACCCAGCUACUCAUGUGGAUUUCAGGGACUGCAGAGCUGCUCUGGCAGAUGUGUCUGAGGUGGCAGAGCAGCUACAGGGAAGCCUAAGCAAGAUGGAGAACUUCCAGAAGCUUCUGGAGCUGAAAAAGGAUCUGAUUGGUGUCGACAAUCUUGUUGUUCCUGGCAGGGAGUUUAUCCGGUUAGGCUGCCUCAGCAAACUGUCUGGAAAAGGCCUACAGCAACGAAUGUUUUUCUUGUUCAACGACGUCAUUUUGUACACAAGUCGAGGGAUGACAGCCACCAAUCAGUUCAAAAUCCAUGGCCAGCUGCCGCUCCAUGGCAUGACAAUCAGAGAGAGUGAAGAUGAGUGGGGUGUGCCGCACGCCUUCACAUUGGUUGGACAGCAGCAGUCGGUGGUGGUGGCAGCAAGUUCACUGAUGGAGAAGGAGAAGUGGAUGGAGGACCUACAGGUGGCAAUAGAGAUGGCAAAAACCAGCAAUGGGCAUUCAUCUGAACUUCUGACCAGCAAUCUGACAGAGAGCAAAUGCCCUGAGGACUCCUCGGCAGAGGCGGAGUCUGAGGACGACAUAACAGCAUCGCACACCUCGCUGGAAAGGCCCUCCCCUCACCGUGGUAACACCAUGGUGCACGUGUGCUGGCAUAGGAACACCAGUGUGUCCAUGGUGGAUUUUAGCAUAGCUGUGGAGAAUCAGCUGUCUGGAAAUUUACUGAGGAAGUUCAAGAACAGCAACGGCUGGCAGAAGCUCUGGGUUGUCUUCACCAACUUCAGUCUGUUUUUCUACAAGUCUCACCAGGAUGAUUAUCCACUAGCCAGCCUUCCUCUUCUGGGUUACUCAGUCACCAUCCCCUCAGAGUGUGAAAACAUCCACAAGGACUACGUCUUCAAACUGCAUUUCAAGUCCCACAUCUACUAUUUCCGAUCGGAGAGUGAAUACACUUUUGAGAGGUGGAUGGAGGUCAUCCGCAGUGCCACGGUCCCCUACAGCGGGGCUCGUGUCCUGAACAACAAAGAUUCUCAUCCUCACUGAGUUGGCUCACCUUGUUUCAACACGUCGUCCGCCUUUGGGUGGCAUCUGCCCUUCCUGUUCCCCUAGACUCUAUUCUUUUCUUUUCUACACAUAACUAGGACAUUUGUACAUGUGUCCAUGCACAUUUGGUGCUUUUUAAUGCUUAAUGGUGACAUGUCCGCUGGUUUAGACUGCAUCAGAGACUACAUUUUUUGGCAUUUUUACUCUCAACUCUGAAACCUCUUUUUAAGGAUGUCAUUUUCUACUGUUUUCUACUGGUCUGAACCACUUCCUAUCUUUCUGGUUUUACAUUUUGUCAUUGGUUGUUUUUUACAGCAGGAACAUGUUAACAUAGAGAUUCAGCAUUAUUUCUUAGAUGGUUAAACUAUCACUGCAUUGGCCUCCGUUUUUUGUCAACUUUUUCAUCUUAUUGAUAACUGCUGCUUCAAAAAUGUCCUGCAACUUCAGUGCCAAACUGGUUUAUAUCAAUAUCCUGGACUUUUUAAUGCUAUUUUGUAACAUUGGAGAUGAGGAGUGUCUCCUUAUACUGGUGUACCAUGACAUUUUAAAUCAUCUUAAAACAGACCAACCCUUUAAUAGUCAAUGCUCUGUCCACACCUGGCCCAGCAACAUGUGUUCUUGUUAAAAAAAGAACACAUUGUUGCAAGAAUAUGUCUCAGACUGUUUUGCUUCUUUUUUGAAUCAACUAAAGUUCCCCUUCAACUGUAUGAGAAAAUGAAUCUCACUUGUUCAUAAUCCUUAUUAUGAAAACUGUUUUGAAAGCUUUAAAGAUGAUGUGUUAAACAAAAUAGAAACUUUCAGUUCCAACCACUGUUGCCCUCACUGAACUAGGCUGCCUCCUGUAUACGGAUACCAGAUCUUUUUAUGGGUCUAAAUGAAUGGAAAUAUGCAUUUGAGAAGGUUUUGCAGUGAGCAAAUGAAAUGGAAAACCUCCGUUCUGUUUAGAAUUGCAGCGUUUUCAGACAACAGAGAGCUCGUUGGAAAUGAAAGCAAUAAAACAAACUUAUUUAAACCUA
Messenger RNA from Etheostoma cragini (Arkansas darter), 4421 nucleotides. Its product is annotated as FERM, ARHGEF and pleckstrin domain-containing protein 1. Gene Ontology annotation, molecular function: guanyl-nucleotide exchange factor activity. NCBI's taxonomy places the organism in Eukaryota, Metazoa, Chordata, Actinopteri, Perciformes, Percidae. The coding region runs from base 295 to 3405 and encodes 1036 amino acids. The transcript is spliced from 27 exons. The record is from RefSeq and is a predicted model, not a curated record. Gene Ontology annotation, cellular component: cytoskeleton.